CUUGUACUUGUCAAGGCACACCUGCUCCGCUCCCUCCGCUCCUUCCCACCACCUCCCACACUCCUUCACCCUCCCGCACUCCACUGCCCAGCAUGUCGAGCGGCCCCGUGGGCAACAAGGUCUUUGCGCCGGCCAUCUUCUUCAUUGCCUUCCGCGAGGCGCUCGAGGCGUCGCUCGUCAUCGGCAUCCUCAGCGGCAUGCUCGAGAGCCUCGUGCUGCACAAGACCAAGGACUCGCCCACCAGCACGCAGCAGAGCGACGUGGCCGCCGAUGAGCUGCGCGAGAAGGAGGCACGGACGCUGAUCCGGCGGCUGCGCAAGAUUGUGAUCCUCGGCGCCCUCUCUGGACUGGCCGUCGCCUUUGCCAUCGGCGCAGCCUUCCUCGCCGUCUUCUACACGCAGGCCAACGACCUCUACGGCAAGGCCGAGGAGCUGUGGGAGGGCAUCUUCUGCCUCAUCGCCGUGCUGCUCAUCACGCCCAUGUCGCUCGCCAUCCUGCGCGCCGACAAGAGCCGCGCCAAGUGGCAGAAGAAGCUGCGCAGCGCCUUUUCGCCGCAGACCGAGCAGCCGGCCGUUUCGGAAGCGCCGAGCUCGGACGCUGCGCACAGCCCGGUGCUCGAGAAGUCCCACAGCGGCGGCUCGCCGGGCGAGGAGAAGAGCAACGAGGCGGCCACGCUGCCGACGCUCGCCACGUCCGCUCCGCCGGCGAAGCGCUCGCUCAUCACGCGCACCAAGGAGCUCUUCUCGCCGCUGGCGCAGAACCGUCGAGGUGCAGCGGCCAUCUUCUUCAUCCCCUUCGUCACGACGCUGCGCGAGGGCCUCGAGGGCGUCGUCUUCAUCGGCGGCGUCUCGCUCGGCCUGCCAGCCUCGUCGAUCCCGCUGCCGGCCAUCGUGGGCAUCGCCGUCGGCCUGCUCUGCGGCUGGCUCAUCUUCCGUGCCGGCACGGUCGGCAAGCACGUCCGCAUCUUCCUGCUCGUCUCGACGUGCGCGCUGCUUCUCAUCGCCUCGGGCAUGGCCUCGCGCGCCGUCUACUACCUGCAGUUCUACAGCUACAUCCAGCUCGUCGGCGGCUCGGCGGCCGAGUCGGGCGACGGCCCCGGCUCGUACUACCACCGCGGCUACGUCUGGCACCUCGACUGCUGCAACCCCGAGACGAACAGCGGCGGCAGCGGCUGGUCCAUCCUCAACGCCCUCGUCGGCUGGAACAACACCGCCACGCUCGGCUCGGUGCUGGCAUAUGUCUUCUACUGGCUCGCCAUCACGGCCUACCUCGUCUACGCAGCGUGGAAGGAGGGCCGCCUCGGCAAGGCGGUGCGUCGUGUCCGUGGUGGCCCGCGGGCGGCCUCGACCGCCUAGAUGAGCGCCUGCAGAAGGCAAGGGUCCCCGCGUCACACGGCCAGAGUCUCAGAGUGCUUCCUAAUCGUAUCUGUCAUGCACACACGAGGCGGGCUGAGG
Messenger RNA from Tilletiopsis washingtonensis, 1454 nucleotides. RefSeq names its product iron permease FTR1. Bases 93 to 1355 code for a protein of 420 amino acids. Gene Ontology annotation, molecular function: ferrous iron transmembrane transporter activity. NCBI's taxonomy places the organism in Eukaryota, Fungi, Basidiomycota, Exobasidiomycetes, Entylomatales. The transcript has 5 exons. Gene Ontology annotation, biological process: iron ion transmembrane transport. Gene Ontology annotation, cellular component: plasma membrane; high-affinity iron permease complex. The record is from RefSeq and is a predicted model, not a curated record.